Molecule: messenger RNA, 1158 nt
Organism: Didymodactylos carnosus
Lineage: Eukaryota; Metazoa; Rotifera; Eurotatoria; Philodinida; Philodinidae
Source: the annotation of a GenBank genome assembly
UAUUUUAAGUUCAAAUUAUUCAAUUUUUUUUUCUAUUUGUAGCUUCGCGGAAUGAUCAUUCCUACGAUUCUCUACCAGCACUGAACACCAGUGAAUGGGAUCAGGAAUGUAAGUCUUACAGCUAACAGUUGCCAAAACUUUAUUUGACAUCGAUUUUCAUUUACAUUUACAGCCGAUGUCCCGAUAGAUUUAUCAAAACCACCUGCAUCAGCUAGUGCGAUUGUAUUUGUGUCUCAACCGUCUCCAUCAUUAAGCCCAACAACUGCCAUCCGAAAUGCUCUCCGCACCAUGCGACCACCUAUUAUCGAACAACCGGUAGCAAAAAGAAUGGUUUUAGAUAGGCAAUUUGGUCAGCUAUUAACAGGCGAGCAAGUUUAUAAACAAAUGAAGGAGAAAGAAGAACUUAAAAGCGCCAAAGCAAAAUCAACGAAAGUAAUAUCAACCCCAGUAUCGUCAACGCCAAAACGUUCUGUUAAUAGAAGAAGAAAGACAAAGACACAAGUAUCCGUUGCUGAUGAUCUAAUGACAGUUACGGAUACUCCAUUAACAUUUACUGCCGCUGAAAGUCUAAUUACAUCAGCCACAGCCACAUCAACUUCUUCCACACUUACUGCAGUAAUAACUACUGACCCUAUUACAACGACGUACACGUCAUUAGUAAACAUACGACAACCAUCACACAAUGAAAUACAAUUCUCGUUUGCCUCAUCUGAUGCAUGGAAUAACGUACCAGGGCAUUCCAAUUUUCCUCGUACAACAACGCAAGCUAGUAUACUUCAUCCUUAUCCGCCAGCAGCGACCGUUACUACUUAUUCACAAUGCACCGCUCAACCUUAUUCAGCCACUGUUGAUCCUUAUCCAUUAAGAGAUAUGUCCUUAAAUAAUCAAUUAUCAGUUCCUGUCCCUCAUUGUUUCAAAUGCCAUUACCAAUCCAGUAAUCUUAUACCUUGUAGAUCAUGUACUAGAUAUGUUUGUUCUAAUUGUAUAGGAAACGACUCUUCACAACUUUAUUCAUGCAUAUUUUGUACGAUUAAAACGUCAAACAUGUUUUUGUACGAUUCUGAAUGAACUAUUCUUGAAAUCAUCUUAUUAUUUAAAUAUGUUUUACAUUGUAUAUGACGCUGACAUUAUUUUUCGACAAACUACUUGAUUGAAUUU